Leopardus geoffroyi (Geoffroy's cat) is the source of this 3955-nucleotide messenger RNA. RefSeq names its product DExD/H-box helicase 58 (gene RIGI). Gene Ontology annotation, cellular component: cytoplasm. The coding region runs from base 188 to 2977 and encodes 929 amino acids. The record is from RefSeq and is a predicted model, not a curated record. The transcript is spliced from 18 exons. Gene Ontology annotation, molecular function: zinc ion binding; double-stranded RNA binding; ATP binding. Lineage: Eukaryota; Metazoa; Chordata; Mammalia; Carnivora; Felidae.
CUGGCCCGUUCACCACUGGUUGUGGUUUCGGUUUCCAUUUUCCUUCUGCAGUUUAGGUUCCCCGGCGGCUCCGCCUCUCCGCUGGGCCAGUACACCCUCUCAGAAAAUCCCUCCUGGCCGGCCGCUGGGCUUUAAAGGGAGUGGGGCACCGGUGAGGUAGGACCUCGCGGGGAGCUGAGCCACCGGGAUGACGGCGGAGGAGAGGAGGAAUCUGCGCGCCUUCCAGGACUAUGUCAUCAAGAUUCUGGACCCUACCUAUAUCCUGAGCUACAUGUCGCCCUGGUUUAAGGACGAUGAGGUGCAGUAUAUUCGGGCUGAGAAAAACAAUAAGGGCACGAUGGAGGCUGCCUCACUUUUUCUUAAGUUCCUAUUGGAGCUCCAGGAAGAAGGCUGGUUCCGUGGCUUUUUGGAUGCCCUUGCUCAUGCAGGUUAUUCUGGACUUUAUGAAGCCAUCGAAAGUUGGGAUUUCCAAACCAUUGAAAGGUUGGAGGAAUAUAGGUCACUGUUAAAGCGUUUACAACCAGAAUUUAAAACUACAGUUAAUCCAAAAGAUAUCCUUCCUGAAGUAUCUAAAUGUUUAAUUAGUCAGGAAUGUGAAGAAAUUAUACAGGUUUGUUCCAACAAGGGGCUGAUGGCAGGUGCAGAGAAAAUGGUUGAAUGCUUUCUCAGAUCGGACAAGGAAAACUGGCCCAAAACUUUGAAACUUGCUUUGGACAAAGAAGAGAGCAAGUUCAGUGAACUGUGGACUGUGGACAAAGGUGCAAAGAAUAUUGACGUGAAAGUUCUUGAGGAUGAUGAAAUGGAAACUUCUGACAUACAGAUUUUCUACAAGGAGGAAUCUGAAUGCCAGAAUCUUAGUCAGAAUUCAUGUCCAUCUUCAGAAGUCUCUCAUAUUUACACCCCAGUGAAGCCAAGAAAUUACCAACUAGAGCUUGCUUUGCCUGCUAAGGAAGGAAAAAACACAAUAAUAUGUGCUCCUACUGGUUGUGGAAAAACCUUUGUUUCACUUCUUAUAUGUGAGCAUCAUCUUAAAAAAUUUCCACAAGGACAAAAGGGGAAGGUUGUCUUUUUUGCUAUUCAACUCCCAGUGUAUGAACAGCAGAAAUCUGUGUUCUCAAACUAUUUUGAAAGACUUGGGUACAAAGUUGCAGGUGUUUCUGGAGCAACGUCUGAGAAUGUCUCAGUGAAACAGAUUGUUGAGAACAAUGACAUCAUCAUUUUAACUCCACAGAUUCUUGUGAAUAGUCUUAAAAAUGGGACUAUUCCAUCACUCUCUGUCUUUACUUUGAUGAUAUUUGAUGAAUGUCACAAUACUGGUAAACACCAUCCUUAUAAUAUGAUCAUGUUUAAUUAUCUAGAUCAGAAACUUGGAGGAUCUUCAGACCCACUGCCUCAGGUCAUUGGGCUGACUGCCUCCGUUGGCAUUGGGGAUGCCAAAAGCACAGCAGAAGCCGUGGAAUAUAUCUGCAGACUGUGUGCUUCUCUUGACACAUCAGUGAUAGCAACAGUCAAAGACAACUUGGAGGAACUGGAAGAAAUUGUUUAUAAGCCCCAAAAGUUUUUCAGGAAAGUGGAAUCACGGACCACUGACAGAUUUAAAUGCAUCAUAUCUCAGCUGAUGAGGGAAACAGAGAGUCUGGCAAAGAGUAUCUUUGACGAAAUCGGUACCAUAACUCUCGAAGGUAUAUCUCAAAUUCGAAAUAGGGAAUUUGGAACGCAGAAAUAUGAACAAUGGAUCGUUACUGUUCAGAAAGCAUGCACGGUGUUUCAGUUGCCUGACAAAGAUGAAGAGAGCAGGAUUUGUAAAGCACUGUUUUUGUACACUUCCCAUUUGCGGAAAUAUAAUGAUGCCCUCAUUAUCAAUGAGCAUGCGCGAAUGAAAGAUGCUCUGGAUUACUUGAAAGACUUCUUCACCAACGUCCGAGCGGCAGGGUUUGAUGAGAUUGAGCAAGAUCUCACUCGGAGAUUCGAAGAAAAGCUGCAGGAACUGGAAACCGUUUCUAUGGAUCCCAGCAAUGAGAACCCAAAACUCAAAGAUCUCUGCUUCAUCUUGCAAGAGGAGUACCACUUAAACCCAGAGAGUAGAACCAUCCUCUUUGUGAAAACCAGAGCACUUGUGGAUGCUUUGAAGAAAUGGAUUGAAGAAAAUUCUGAACUCAGCUUUCUAAAACCUGGCAUAUUGACUGGACGGGGCAAAACAAAUCAGAACACAGGGAUGACACUCCCAGCACAGAAGUGUGCAUUGGAUGCGUUCAGAACUAAUGGAGAUAAAAAGAUUCUGAUCGCGACCUCAGUUGCUGAUGAAGGCAUUGACAUUGCUGAGUGCAAUUUGGUCAUCCUGUAUGAGUAUGUGGGCAAUGUCAUCAAAAUGAUCCAAACUAGAGGCAGAGGAAGAGCGAGAGGUAGCAAAUGCUUCCUUCUGACUAGUAAUGCUGUUGUAAUUGAAAAAGAAAAAAUAAAUAUAUACAAAGAAAAAAUGAUGAAUGACUCCAUUUCAAUGCUUCAGACAUGGAAUGAAGCAGUAUUUAAAGAAAAGGUUCUCCAGAUACAGAUCCAAGAAAAAGUCAUCAGGGAUAGUCAAGGAAAAGUAGAACCUGUACCUGAUAAGGAAAAUAAAAAACUGCUCUGCAGGAAGUGCAAAGCCUUUGCAUGUUACACUGUUGAUAUCAGAGUGGUGGAGGAAUGCCAUUACACUGUGGUUGGAGAUGCUUUCAGGAAGUGCUUUGUGAGUAAACUACACCCCAAACCAAAGAGCUUUGGAUAUUUUGAGAAGAGAGCAAAGAUCUUCUGUGCCAGACCAAACUGCAGCCAUGACUGGGGAAUCCAUGUGAAGUAUAAGAUAUUUGAGAUUCCAGUUAUAAAAAUAGAAAGUUUUGUGGUGGAGGAUAUUGCAACUGGAGCUCAGAAACUAUACGCAAAGUGGAAGGACUUUCAUUUUGAGAAGAUACCAUUUGAUGCUAAGGAAGUGUCCAAAUGACCUGGGUGCCUCAUUCUUUAGCUACAGGGGAUGGAUGACCAACCCUGACUGAAGAAAUUAGCCCCAGUGGGUACAAUCAUGGAUUGCUUGUACCAUUGUGAAGGUAUUUGCCCAAGGCUUGUAUUGAACUAAGUAUCUAUCACUUAACUUUACCCUCUGUUUAUGGCUUUCUGUAGGCCAAUAAAGCUCUUAAGUACUUGGGAAAAAUUAAAAAGCCUUAACUUCUUUUCCUAUCCUUCCCCUUGCAACUGACCCCCAAUGAAUAUCCAGUAGCCACUGGGUACACAUUAGAAUGAAUGAAUGAAAGGAAGGAAGGAAAGAAAGAAAUGUUGAAAGUUUUUUCUGUACUUCCCUUUCUUUCCUUAACCUGCUACUGUAAACUGACUUUUGCCCUUAAUCUACUGACACUGUUCUUGUUAAUACCAGUGCCUAAUCUAUCGGGCACUUCUUAGGCCUUCUCUCUCUUUGAUCUCUUUGCUGCUUUUGGCCCUGUUGAGUACUCCUUUCCUGGAACCCCCUCUUGGCUCCUAUUUCUGUUAGCUCUGUCCCAGUCUGUGCUGUUGAUUCCUCUAUGCUGAUAAUUCUAAGGGUUUGAUAAAUAUUCAUAUACAUAGAUAUAGUAGUUACUCAUAUUUUCCAUGUACCAGUGUGUGGCAUGUAAUCUUAAAAUUCUGUAGGACAAUUUUUAGUAAUGGGAGCAUGUAGAUGAUAUAGUACUUCUUGAGAAAUUGAUUUGUUUUUAUAGUUUAUUGUACAUCUUGCCCUAUUAAUUUGUUUCCUUAACCCGUGCUGUUGUUCCCUUUGAAUGGUCAUCUCAAGCCAUUUUGUAAUAAUAGUUGAUGGUCAACAGUUUGGACUCUGUUCUCAGGUUCCUUGGAUGAAACUGAGGAGAUAAAUUUGGCUGUCCUAUCCACUUAAAAAAAUCAGACUAUUCAAGUGGCAUUCUUGUGUCAUUAAACAAGGUUACUGAUGCCCUGA